CUUGGAGGGAAGAAUGGUAGAAAGGCAAAAUCACAGAAGGUAGUGAGGGUGUGUGGAUGAGGCACCACUGGACUGGGAACUAAACCUGCUGAACCAGUUGAAGAAAUUGGUUUAGUGUUCAUUUCUGAAUUUAAUUCCUAACAUGAUUAUAGAAUUCUCAGAUUUCUCUUAUGUCCUGUUACCUGACUGUUCAUUGGACUCCUUAUGCGACCCAGUGGUAAAAAGUCUAGAAACACCUCUGUGUGGCUCAGAGGUAGAGUGGCUUGUCUACUUCUCUCCUCCAGUUCUUAUUUUAAAGUGUCCCUAAACAUAAUACUGAACCCCAAAUCCACCCAUCAGUUUGCAUGUGUGUGCUACAGAAAAGGGUUAAAGUAUAGUGAGGAUAGCACUUAAUGAAUGUGUUCAUGUGUAAGUAAAGUAAGCAUAGAAAAGAACAACUUAAAUACCAGUCGAGUCCUGUUAGUCCCUCAGAUUUCAAGCUCGUGGCUACACAGCUGUGGCGGCUCGCACAAUAGAGUUUAGCCUUUUUCUGUGGCUCAGAGGAAUUUCAAAUACUAUGCAAGAUAAUGCAAAUGUAAAAAAAAAAAGGAAAAAUAUUAUUAUUUAGUGAACUGUUUGCAAAAAAUAUGUUUUUAUAUUUUCCACACCUUAAAUUCAUCAGCCCAUACUCACUGUAUUCUGUCUGUUGUAGAUGUGGGAACACGACCAAAGGGAGAGAAGAUUCCUCAUGAGCAGCAGAUCAAGUUCUUUGGAAAGGUCGUCCUGCCGUUGGUGGAUCAGUACUUUAAAAACCACAGGCUGUACUUCUUGUCCACGGCCAUCCAUCCCAUCAGCAGUGGUGGCCAUGCCUCUAACAAGGAGAAGGAAAUGGUGACCAGUCUUUUCUGCAAACUGGGAGUUCUUGUCAGACAUAGGAUAUCCUUGUUUGGGAACAAUGCCACUUCCAUUGUCAACUGUCUGCAGAUACUGGGACAAAGCCUGGAUGCCAGGACAGUGAUGAAGACGGGCCUGGAGUCAGUGAAGGCGGCUUUACGGUCAUACUUCGACAGCGCAGCGAAGGAUCUGGAGAAGACUCAGGAGAACCUGAAGCUCGGCCAGUUCACUCACAGCAGGGACCAACCACGAGGAGCGACUCAGAUCAUCAACUACACGACCUUCGCCCUGCUCCCCGUCCUCUCCUCACUGUUUGAACACAUCGGACAGAACAUGUUUGGAGAAGACCUCAUUUUGGGUGAUGUCCAGGUUUCCUGCUACAGAAUCCUUAACAGCCUCUUCCUUCUGGGAACCAACAAAAGUAUCUAUGUUGAGAGGUAGGAAACAUCCAUGGUCCACAUGUGAUAGAUUUAGUAAAAAUAUGUUUCACGUCGCAUGCAGUAGAGUUCAGAAGAAUGAGACCACAUUGAGAAUCUGUCCUGGUUUCAUGUAAACCUGGAAAUGAUCAAAUAUGCUUGAUUCAGGAAUAUUCAAAAAGAGAAUUAUUAUGUAAAAUGAAGAAGAAAUAUAGUACUAUGAAAGUCUUGAGCACUUUUCUGUUGUUUUUAUUUUAUUUAUAUUCCUAUUAUUUAGAGAUUGAUUGAAACAAGCAAACAUAAAUACAGUAUGUAAGGUAAAAACAAGUACUCAGCACUUUUCCAUGGUUGAUGAACGGAUUGUUUCCCUGCACCUUCAGGUUGAGAUAUGGGUUGUAGGAUGUAGGAUUGGUGGCUGUAUGUCUUGGACACUCAGGUGGAGAUAGGAGCAGAUCUGUCAGCUGAUACCACCAGGUGCUGAAUUGGAUAUAGUGGUGGGGGAUUAAGUUGGAGAGGCCUGGCGUGCCCAAACGGAUAAGUAGCAUGCACUGGGAAUGUAUGGCAGAGGCCCCGUUUCGUGACAUCUUCAACUUCUAUGUCCGGCAGAACUUCAACAGCAUCCUGAGGGUGGUUGGGAUGUUAAGUCUGAAUGGACCAGGUUCCACACCUCCAUUGCUGAGGCAGAUUUACGGUGCUGCUAAUAAUAAAUAUAAAAGCCUAUUAAAUAAAUAAAUGACCUAUUAAGUAAUAAUGGCUGAGUCAAUAAGUCAAUUCAAAAUGCAGAAUGUAGACUGUAUAUUCGGAGGUGUGGCAGUUUGGCACAGUUCAUCAGACUCAUAUCAUCUGGAAAAACUCAUCUUCAGACUGGUGGAUCUCGCCCCAGAUGCUGCGCAGCCUCCAGCUUGAAGGGAGG
Haplochromis burtoni (Burton's mouthbrooder) is the source of this 2202-nucleotide messenger RNA. Its product is annotated as ryanodine receptor 2. The transcript has 6 exons. NCBI's taxonomy places the organism in Eukaryota, Metazoa, Chordata, Actinopteri, Cichliformes, Cichlidae. Bases 868 to 1314 code for a protein of 148 amino acids. Gene Ontology annotation, molecular function: ryanodine-sensitive calcium-release channel activity. Gene Ontology annotation, biological process: calcium ion transport. The record is from RefSeq and is a predicted model, not a curated record. Gene Ontology annotation, cellular component: sarcoplasmic reticulum membrane; Z disc; calcium channel complex.